Messenger RNA from Closterium sp. Yama58-4, 1770 nucleotides. The record is from the annotation of a GenBank genome assembly. Lineage: Eukaryota; Viridiplantae; Streptophyta; Zygnematophyceae; Desmidiales; Closteriaceae.
AUGGACUUGGUUCGACUGCGCCUAGCCCACCAUCUCUUCUCAUCGGGUGAAUUCGACCGGGCCAUGCAACAACUCGCCCUCUGCUCCUCGCCUCCCCUCCUUCCAGCCCUCUCGCUCUUCCCCUUCCUCCCCUCCCUCCCCUCCUCCAUCCUCCUCUCCCUCGCUGCCUCCUCCUCCCCCUACCCUCCCUCCUUCCCCUCCUCCUCCCCCUCCUCCCCCUCGUACCCUCUCUCCCCCUCUUCCACCCCAUUGGCUGCUGCUGCUGCUCCACCACCACUGGAAGUGCGAUCGCAAUCGGAUCUGAAAUCCAAUGCAGAAUCAAAUCUUGUAACCGGGCGGCAGCGCAAGCUGGCGUUGCUGUCUCUAGUAAGUUUUCUGGCAGAGAAGCGAGCAGCGGCUGUAGCAGCAGCAAAAGCAACAACAGCAGCAGCAGCAGCAGCAGCAGCUACAGCUACAGCUGCUGCUCUCUCCACGUCAGCGACGGAUGUUGCUGACUCAGCGGACCCGAUGCAGCCGCUUCGAUCGGCGCUGCAUGCGUUGUGGGCGGCAGACAACUUCUGCCACGUCAGCACUGUGGAAGCUGCGCUGCAUGCGGAGGACAGUGGUUGUGAUGGUGGUGGAGUUGAUGGUACGAGGGAGAGGAGGAAGGAUGCUGAUGUGGUAGAGAACUGCUUCAAGGAAUACGUGGAGCUACUGGGUCAGCAGCCACGUCAGCAGCCGCUCGUGCUGGAGGCGCUGACGUGGCGCUUUGAGGACGACCCGACAGCAGCGCUGGCCCUGCUCACUGGAGUUGGUGCGUCUGGUGGGGGUGGGGAGGUGCAGGAUGUGGGAGCAGCAGCAUCACAGCUACAGCUAGACCUGGUUCGGCUCAGCCUUCACCGGGUCAAAGCGGAGCUCCGGCAAUCAAAAGCUGCCACGUCAGCAGCAGAGCGCCCUACUGUGAUUGGUCCAGAGAGGGCGAAGCUAGCAGCUGUGUUGCAACGGAUCAGGCUGCGGCUCAUUCCAGAGGGCCGCGCGGGUGUGACAGAGAGCAAGGGGGAAGCAGGAGAAGCGAAGCUAGCGUUUGAUGUGGUUGGGAGGCGAGUCGGGUGGAACAGGUGGGGGUUGAGGGAGGGAGUGAUGGUGGAAGCAGCUUUGGAGGUGAUGGAGAGGCGGUGGGCUAUGGUUGAACCUUUUGAGGCACUGCCCAUGCUACCAAGCGACGUGCCGUUGCAGAGUGUGCUGCCGUAUUUAGAGGCGGUGCUGCGGGCGGGCAGCGAGCAGCGGAGGAACAGUGCUGUGGUGAAGAACCUGAGGAGGAGCGAGAACCUGCAGCUCCGGGAGGAGUUGGCAAAUGGAAGGAAGCGCCACGUCAGCAUCACGGGGGACCGGCUGUGCGCCAUCUGUCGCAAGCGCAUUGGAGGGAGCGUGUUUGCCGUCUAUCCGGGCGGCACACUGGUACAUUUUGUCUGCUUCCAGCACCACCAGAUGCAACUGCCUGCUGCCGCUGACUCCAGACGCGCCAAGAUGGCGACCAAAGUGCAGCGGAUUAUGACCCAGCCCAUUAACUUGAUAUUCCGAUUCCUACAAAGUAAAUCGCGUAUUCAGAUCUGGCUGUAUCAGCAGAAGGACACGCGGAUCGAGGGGAGAAUCAUUGGAUUCGACGAGUACAUGAAUCUGGUGCUGGAGGAUGCAGAGGAGAUUUCCAUGAAAAAGCAAACCAGGAAGCCACUUGGCCGCAUAUUACUGAGAGGAGACAACAUCACGCUCAUGAUGAACACGGGAAAAUAA